AGCGGUCGUUGCAAAACUUUUCGUAUAGACUAUACGAGGAUCUUGUUGAUUAUAACGCCUCAAUCAUCGACUUUUUGGACUAAGCUAUCACCGGAUCGAAAUGGCAUCCACACAAUUGCAACAGUCCCCAACUGGAAACAAGAUGUCAAUGGUUCCGGCCGGCGGCCCACCAAUGGGCACCGUCCCCAUGCCGACUGUCGCCGUGGAGGGGCCGCCACCGGCGGAGCCGAUCUAUGGCACAAUGAUUCCGAAUCGUGUAUUUGUGGGCGGCAUCAGUCGCGACACAACUGAAACGGAUCUGAUGGUUGCGUUCAGUGCCUAUGGCACGGUGCGUAGCACCAAGAUCAUCGUCGACCAGGAUGGCUUCAACAAGGGCUAUGGCUUCGUGACAUUCGAGACCGAGGAGGAGGCCCAGCGCCUCCAGAGCAUUGGCAAGUGUGUCAUCUUGCGCAAUCGUCGCCUGAACAUUGCGCCCGCAUUCAAGAAGCACCAGAUCCGUCCCAAAUUCCAGCCGGUCAUCGAGCCCAACGGCACUGUCUACUUCACCACUCAGCCGGCGCCGCAUCACCAUCAGCAGCAUCAGCAGCAUCAACAGCAUCAUCAGCAGCCGUCGAUGAACCCAAUUCCGAUCGAUCAGUAUGCCGCGGCCGGCUAUGGCCCGGCCGGACCGAUCACCGACUAUACGGGCGCCCCAAUGCCGACCCUCUAUCAGCAGGCACCGGGCGGUGUGCAGUACCAGCCGAUCUAUCAAUACUAUAGUGUGCCGGUCAAUGUGCCGGCCGUCUGGCCCCAGAACUAUUACCAGGAACCGCAACCAUCCAAUUCACAAACAUCGAUACAACAGCAGACAUCCUGGGAGUUCGAUGGGGCCAACAGCAGCAGCUGGCGCUCAUCCUAAUCAAGCGAAGAGCACAUAUCAUAUCUAUACUUACUAUGACGAAC
This is a messenger RNA of Drosophila navojoa, 942 nucleotides long. Its product is annotated as protein boule. Gene Ontology annotation, cellular component: cytoplasm. Lineage: Eukaryota; Metazoa; Arthropoda; Insecta; Diptera; Drosophilidae. Gene Ontology annotation, biological process: 3'-UTR-mediated mRNA stabilization; positive regulation of translational initiation. The record is from RefSeq and is a predicted model, not a curated record. Gene Ontology annotation, molecular function: translation activator activity; mRNA 3'-UTR binding.